UUUUUUUUUGUCAACAAAGUGUUGUCUUAAUAUUCCACAAAAUCGAGUUCAACGAAGUCUUCCCUUGACUGGAACUAAAAACACUGACUUUUCUACGCUCUCCACACCAUAAAUUAAGCUAAAACUUUCUGAAGAACAAAAAAAUACAAAGACAUGUUCGUGAAGCUCCUCACCAUUUUCUUCUUCUUUUCCUUCACACUACUCUCCCAGCUCCCAAAAUCCUCUACCCAAACUCUUGACUUCACGUACAAUGGCUUCCUUCCUCCACUAACUGACAUAUCCCUCGAAGGGAUCGCCACCGUCACACCCAACGGUCUCUUGAAGCUAACCAACUACACCAUGCAGAAAACGGGUCACGCCUUCCACACCAAACCAGUCCGGUUCAAAGAUUCUCCAGACGGAACCGUUUCUUCCUUCUCCACAACAUUUGUCUUCGCUAUUCAUUCCGAGAUCCCGAGCCUUAGCGGCUACGGCAUGGCUUUCGUCGUCGCUCCUAACCCAAGGCUCCGUUACGCGACCGCAAGUCAAUACAUGGGUCUCUUGAACAUAACAAACGACGGUAAUGUCACUAAUCACGUGUUCGCUAUCGAGUUUGAUACGAUCCAGAGUCCAAAGUUCAAUGAUACUGACGAUAACCAUGUGGGAAUCGAUAUCAAUAGCUUGACAUCUGUGGAGAGUUCACCAGCUGGGUACUGGGACGGAAAAGGUCAGUUCAAGAAUCUGACGUUGAUUAGUCGCAAACGGAUGCAAGUUUGGGUUGAUUAUGAUGAUCGUACCCAUCAGAUCGAUGUAACAAUGGCUCCCUUCAGUAAGGACAAACCAAAAAAACCGCUUGUUUCUAUCGUCAGAGAUCUUUCUUCGGUUCUUCAACAAGACAUGUUCGUAGGAUUCUCGUCAGCGACCGGUACUAUUGUGUCGGAAUAUUAUAUUCUCGGGUGGAGUUUCCGGGUGAAGGGCAAUGCUCCGCAGUUGGACUUAUCAAAACUUCCGAAACUUCCGAGGUGGGAGCCCAAAAGAAUAUACAGCAUCUACAAGACUUGGAUGCCGUCCGUUUGCAUAUUUUUGGUUCCCUUCUUGUUUAUUUCCACGCUCACUAUACUCGUGCGCUACGUCGUGAGGAGGAGGAGAAAGUUCAAGGAGGAGCUCGAAGAUUGGGAAACAAGGCUUGGGAAGAACCGAAUGAAGUUCAAGGACUUGUACUGUGCCACCAAAGGGUUCAAUGAGAAUGACCUUCUCGGAUCCGGUGGGUUUGGAGCCGUUUACCGAGGUGUCAUGCCAAGGACAGAGAAAGAGAUCGCUGUGAAAAGAGUCUCGAACAAAUCCCAACAAGGGUUGAAAGAGUUUGUGUCUGAGGUUGUGAGUAUUGGUCGGAUGGGUCAUCGGAACUUAGUCCCUCUCCUGGGUUAUUGCCGCUGGAGAGACGAGCUUCUUCUGGUGUACGAGUACAUGCCUAAUGGAAGCUUAGACAAGUAUUUGCACAAUAGUCCUCCAGAGGUAACUCUUGACUGGAAACAAAGGAUUAAAGUCAUUAAAGGUGUGGCAUCCGCCUUAUUCUACCUUCACGAGGAAUGGGAACAAGUGGUGAUUCACCGUGACAUCAAAGCCAGCAACGUCUUGUUAGAUUCAGAGCACAAUGGGAGACUUGGGGAUUUCGGUUUAGCUCGAUUGUCCGGUCACGGGUCAGACCCUCAAACAACUCUAGUGGCUGGAACAUGGGGAUACCUAGCCCCUGAUCACGUCAGAACAGGACGGGCCACUACAGCUACCGAUAUAUUUGCGUUUGGGGUGCUUUUACUAGAAGUAGCAUGCGGUAGACGUCCUAUCGAGAUUCAGAACGAGAAUGGUGAGAGGGUCUUUAUUUUGGAUUGGGUUUUGGGAUUUUGGAGUGAGGGAAACAUCUUGGACGCCAAGGACCCGAAGCUAGGGACGGAAUAUGAUCGAACAGAGGUCGAAAUGGUUUUGAAGCUAGGUUUGAUGUGCACUCACUCCAGCCCACAUGAUAGACCAACUAUGAGACAAGUGUUACAUUAUCUCAUGGGAGGAGAUGCAAUAUUACCAGAUUUGUCCCCUUUGGACUUGGGUGGGAAUGAGAUGUUGGAAAUCCACCACGAACUUAGCGAGACAGGCAUGUUCACAUGUGGGUCUUCGAUGGUUAAUUCUAUAGUCUCCGCUUCCAGUGGGAGGUAAAUUUUAAAUAUUUCAACGUUUGUGACUCGAGCGCCCCUAGUGGUAGAGAUACUAAUUCAAGUAUCUCAAUAAUAAAAUAUCAAAUACUUUUCAUAACUAUAUAUUUUAAGUCCAAUCUUUGUAAAUAAAAUUUAUCAUUCAAAAAUUGACAUGUGUUUCUAUUGGUUCUAAAGGAGCUCUUGGAGUCUCUUGAAUGUGAUACACACGGGUUCUCCCAAAAUCUGCCUUUUUCUCCCACUUUCUGAUUUUUUUUUAAUUUUUAGGACUUUAGAUACUCUAACAAUAGACUAGCGAUGGACAUGGUCUAACAUUACAGAUUGUAGAAAAGAUACUCUCGGCAUGAGAUAUGGGACCGUGUUGUACGUUGAGUUGAAAUAAAUAAAACUUUAUGAACGUGUAAGACCAGUUUAGUAGUUUACUUUUGCAUUCGGUGGAGUUGAUAGCUGGUUGAUGUGACGCUUGAAAGGGAAAGAGACAUUUGCAUUUCCACGCUUUAAGUCAAGCUGCAGAGAGAGUCUCCUUUCACAUAAUGUUGCCGGCGAUGGUGAUGACUUAUGAGCAUAUUUGCCAUGAAUAUAACGUCUUCAUCUACAACAUGUUCAAACAAUAAGAAGCAAAACAAAAUGCUGGCUGGGGAAAGAAAAUAAUGCAAACAAACGUAUCUGCGAGGUUAUAAGAUCACCAAUGCAAAUCCGGAUUAUAUUUUUAAGUCUUGUUAUUCUUGAUACUAACCAAACCUUCAUAGUCAGUCACCACCUCAGAUAGAAGCCGAGCGUGCAUCUCACUCCACUGUUUCUUCUCAGAGCAGUGAUUGUUAAGGAACUUUUGAAGCAUUGGCUUAGGGCAUCAUCUAUGCAAAAUUACUAUAGGGCAUAUUUAUAGAACUAUUUUGUAUGGUC
Molecule: messenger RNA, 3086 nt
Organism: Raphanus sativus (radish)
Lineage: Eukaryota; Viridiplantae; Streptophyta; Magnoliopsida; Brassicales; Brassicaceae
Product: L-type lectin-domain containing receptor kinase IV.4-like
Exons: 1
Coding region: 154-2187 (677 amino acids)
Biological process (GO): protein phosphorylation
Cellular component (GO): plasma membrane
Molecular function (GO): protein kinase activity; ATP binding; carbohydrate binding
Source: RefSeq, a predicted model, not a curated record